GCUCCUGUCACACUAGGUCCUUGCUACACAUGCGUCUUUUGCAAGAAAAAACGAACCCUUUUUAUUCUUGAUCUCCUUUCUUACCAAGCAUAAUGUUACAAGGAAAAGUCUCGGCUCCAUGUAUGAUCAAAUGCUAUUGUUUUUCCGAUUCCAGAUUACAUGAACCUUUAGUGAACAAAAACGAUUAUUCUAGAUCGGUUGUCAUCCCAGCGUUAACAAUGGUUUGGAUCACGGAGUUCCUUCUGUUAUUCUUCAUUGUAAGCGCUAAGCUGGGUUCAAGUACGACAGAACCAGCAGAUGUUUCCGCUCUUAAAUCCUUGUCCGAUAAAUGGAAGAACGCACCUCCGAGCUGGGGAAGGUCUGGAGAUCCGUGCGGCAAACCGUGGGAAGGAGUACGCAACUGCAGCAAUUCAAGGGUCACAACACUAAAGCUAUUCAACAUGGAGCUUCAAGGCACAUUAAGCCCAGAAAUUGGCAACCUGUCCCAACUGGAAAUCCUGGACCUAUCGUACAACCCAAAUCUUGAGGGUCCUAUCCCAUCGAGCAUAGGAAGGCUGACCAACCUUCAAAUUCUGAGGCUAAUCGGCUGCAAAUUCAGUGGUGGCAUUCCGCAAGAGUUAGGCAAUCUGCUGCGGCUUACGAUCUUGGCAUUGAACUCAAACCAGUUGAAUGGCACAAUACCUCCGUCUUUGGGCAGGCUCUCCAAUCUGAACUACCUUGAUCUAGCCGACAAUCAAUUGACUGGGACUCUCCCAAUUUCAGCAAAUAACGGUUCAGGAUUGGACAUGCUUGUUAAAGCAGAGCACUUUCAUCUGAACAAGAAUCAAUUAUCAGGAUGGAUUCCAAGUAAUAUUUUCCAUCCUAACAUGACACUUUUGCACUUACUCCUUGACAGCAACAAACUCAGAGGGGAAAUUCCUGACACAAUUGGGCUUGUUAAGACACUGACAAUUAUCCGUCUGGAUAAUAACUUUCUAAAUGAAUCAGUUCCAUCAAAUUUCAGCCACCUCACUAACCUCUGUGUUUUAAACUUGGCAAACAACACAUUGGCAGGACCAAUGCCAAAUCUCACUGAGCUGCAAGGACUCAGCUAUCUGGAUUUAAGCAAUAACUCGUUUAACCUAUCGACAGUUCCAGAAUGGUUAUCAAAUUUGCAUAAUCUCACAACUUUAAUUAUCGAGUUUGGACAACUACAUGGAGAAGUUCCACAGUUUCUGUUUAGCUUGCCUAGUCUGCAGGAAGUGAGACUUAAAAACAAUGCAUUCAAUGGUACCCUCAACAUAAGCUCCAUAACCAAUUCAAAACUGAGGAUACUGAAUUUUCAAAACAAUGACAUUAACUCGAUCACGCUUUCAUCAAGCUACAAUGAGAAACUCGAACUUGCAGGAAACCCAGUUUGCAACAAUUCUCAGCUACAGCAAACAGAAUAUUGCCAAAAUCUUAGACCAGAUUCACCGUACAAUUCCUCUGAUAAUAUCACUUGCUUGCAGCCAUAUAAAGGGCGAGUUAUUUCUAGAGCACCUUAUAAUAGUUACGUUCAACAAUUACUGCCACAGUUAGAGAAAGGGUUCGAGGAUUUUCUCAGGACGAAACCAAUCAACUUUUCUAUUCGGAAUUUUUCCUUUGACACUAAUGAUUAUCUCCAAGUAGAGCUGAGGUUUUGUCUUUCAAAUUCCAAGUCCUUCACCAGGGAAAACAUAAUCAAUUUUCUGGAUUUUAACACCCAAGAUCUUAAUCUCCCGGAUGACUUCGGACCAAGCUUUUUCUCUGCAUCACAAUAUGACUUCAGAAAUCGGGUGAUACGCGGAUUAACAAUCGGAAUAGCAGUUGGGUCCGCUGUCGCUGUGCUCAUUAUUGCUGGACUAGCAAUCUAUGCAUUGAGACAAAGAAGACAAGCUCGAAAGGCCUUCUCCCUAAGAAAUCCUUUUGCAUACUGGGGAUCAUUCGGUGAAGAUGCUGGAGAUGCACCACAACUAAGCGGAGCAAGAAGCUUUUCUUUGGAUGAACUAAAGAAAUGCACUAAUGAUUUCUCAAGAGUUAAUGAAAUUGGAUCCGGGGGAUACGGAAAGGUCUACAGAGGAACUCUUCCAAAUGGCCAGAUAGUGGCCAUCAAGAGAUCAGAGAAAGGCUCCAUGCAAGGUGGACUUGAGUUCAAGACAGAGAUUGAGUUGCUCUCCAGAGUGCAUCAUCUCAACCUUGUAGAAUUAGUAGGAUUUUGCUAUGAAAAGGGCGAACUUUUGCUAGUGUAUGAAUACAUAUCCAACGGAACUCUAAGGGACAGUCUCUCUGGAAGAAAUCAAAUACAAUUAGACUGGAAGAGGAGACUCAAGAUAGCUUUGGAUUCAGCUAGAGGAUUAGUUUAUCUUCACAAUCAUGCAAAUCCUCCAAUAAUUCAUAGGGACGUGAAGUCCAGCAAUAUCCUUUUGGAUGACAAUUUGAUUGCCAAAGUUGCAGACUUUGGUCUCUCCACACUAGUGCAGAACAGUGAAGAGGAUCAGUUUUCAAUUCACGUCAAGGGAACACCGGGAUAUGUUGAUCCUGAGUACGUCAUGACCCAACAACUGACUGCAAAAAGUGAUGUGUACAGUCUCGGCGUCGUAAUGCUAGAGCUGAUUACUUCAGAGCCUCCUUUGAAUAAAGGAAAAUACAUUGUUAGCAAAGUGAAGAUGGCAAUUGACAAGAAUGAUGAAGAAUGGUAUGGUCUCAAGGACAUGAUCGAUCCAACACUCCUCAAGUCUGGCAGCCUUGAUGGGCUACGUAUAUUCGUAGAGUUGGCUUUAUCAUGUCUCGAUGAGUCAUCAGAACUACGACCUACGAUGGAUAAUCUUGUAAAGGAAAUUGAAGUUUUGUUGACAGACUAUGAAUCGAACACGUCAACCUCAGCACCACUGUUUGCGAUCGAGUUGGGAAGCAUGAAGGAGGCUUAUGAUGAAAUAGAACUCAGCAAAGAAGUCAGCAGCCAAGAUAUUUAUCGGUAUACUGGUAGACAUAAUAUGAUUUAAAGAAGAAAACUCUCAAAAGACUGAUCUUGUAAAUUUAAAUUAAUUAGCGGUUCCAAGUAUGUUUGCUUCAUUGCGCUUUAAACACUUCUGUCCAUAACAUUCGAUACCUUCGUUCAUUUUUUUGAUUUGUGGCCCUUGGAGAUCAAGAAGAACCUGGAUAUACAUGAUUUAUAAUUGGAAUUUCGUCUUGUAUGCUAAGUCUCACCCUUUCUCGAGAGAUUCGAUGAGGAGCACCUCAAUCCCUC
Molecule: messenger RNA, 3247 nt
Organism: Zingiber officinale
Lineage: Eukaryota; Viridiplantae; Streptophyta; Magnoliopsida; Zingiberales; Zingiberaceae
Product: leucine-rich repeat receptor protein kinase HPCA1-like
Exons: 19
Coding region: 93-3002 (969 amino acids)
Biological process (GO): protein phosphorylation
Molecular function (GO): protein binding; protein kinase activity; ATP binding
Source: RefSeq, a predicted model, not a curated record